ACCGAGGAACCGUGUCGGAGCAAGGAAACCGAAGCAGGCCAUUUCCCAAACAUCUCUUACCGAUUUAUCGGACGACCUCUCUGUGACCUCUUUCUCCAACAAUUUGACCUUUUUGCUAAACCCGAAAACCAUCCUCAUCUCUUCUUUGCUUCUCGCUGGAAAAUCUAUUUUCCGUUCCCGUCCAUUCUCUAGCCAUGGCCACCAACCCGCCCGAAGGUUACGCCGAUGAUUUUCUGGAACAAAUCCUCGCAAUUCCCUCCUAUCCUGGACACGACCCUAAUAUGGUGGGAACGGGUUCUACCAUGGUGCUGCAGCUGAGUUCAGGCGACGGCUCAGGCCACGUCGCCGGAGGUGGCUUCCAGGGGCCGGUCUUUCCGUUAGGUCUGAGCUUGGAGAGCGGGAUUCCGGCGACACAGGUGGCGCCGGGAAGUGGCGAGCGGUUUCGAGAUGACGUUGAUGCCAGAGGUUCUUCAGGGAGGAGCGAGAGAGAGUCGGUGCAUUUGGAUGGUUUGUUUCCGGCGUAUGGACAUGUACAGUCUCUCUCCGUCCGACCCGCCGUUCCUCAGGUUCACCAGGCUUUUCAUGGCCAGCCAACUCCUGUCCCAAUUACUGCUGCACCACACCCGCCAGCUAUCCGCCCAAGGGUGCGUGCUCGGCGUGGACAAGCCACUGAUCCUCACAGCAUUGCUGAGCGGCUACGUAGAGAGAGGAUAGCAGAAAGAAUGAAGGCUUUGCAAGAACUUGUCCCUAGCUCCAACAAGACGGAUAGGGCUGCAAUGCUUGAUGAAAUUGUGGACUAUGUGAAGUUCCUAAGGCUCCAAGUCAAGGUUUUGAGCAUGAGUAGACUGGGAGGUGCUGGUGCAGUGGCACAACUCGUGGCUGACAUCCCAUUGCCAGCAGUUGAGGGAGAAACGGGUGAAGGUGGAAGCAACCAGCAAGCCUGGGAUAAAUGGUCAAAUGAUGGCACGGAACGAGAAGUAGCAAAGCUCAUGGAAGAAGAUGUUGGAGCUGCUAUGCAGUUCCUCCAAUCCAAAGCACUGUGCAUCAUGCCCAUAUCACUUGCUGCAGCAAUAUACCCUGCACACCAAACUGAUACCCCUACGCUCAUCAAGCCUGAGCCAAAUGCUCCAUCCUAGACCCCUUGAAAAUGCACGUGCCUGUUGACAACUCCCAUUGACCCCUAGUUGGCUAAUCCCAAAUUCCUUAGUAUCCUGAAUCCAUAUCCUAAAGUGUUCCUCACUAUCCCUUUUGGCAAUGCAAUCAUAGUCAGAAGCCAUAGUCUUGCUUUUGCCUCUUUUUAUUCUGAGUUUUGUCAAAGAAAGAGUGAAUCAUGCUUUGGGAAAAAAGAAAAGGCACUUUCAUCACUUCUUGCCAUGCUCGAGUGAAGGGGGGAAAUUUUCAAAGCUAUAUUGAUAUGCUACUCCUUUUCAUUUGUGCUGCUUGCUGGAUGGUCAGAACACUUGUGGUGGGGACUCUCUUUGGUUGAUGCUGUGGUCUUGUAAAGCGGAUGGGAUGACUACGAUUCCAUGUAAUUAAAAUGAAUUUGAAGAAAGCUGAAAUGGAUAAUGGAAAGUCAAUUUCAAUGUUAUAUUGCAUUAUUUCCAGUCUUGGAGGAGAUUGAUUUGUGCCACUUGGCUUUUGUGGGAACUGAAAGUGGGGUGUAUUCCUAAAAGUAAUUUCAAGCAUUUCUAUAA
Messenger RNA from Vitis riparia (riverbank grape), 1694 nucleotides. Its product is annotated as transcription factor UNE12-like. Gene Ontology annotation, cellular component: nucleus. Gene Ontology annotation, molecular function: DNA-binding transcription factor activity, RNA polymerase II-specific; RNA polymerase II cis-regulatory region sequence-specific DNA binding; protein dimerization activity. Bases 195 to 1136 code for a protein of 313 amino acids. The record is from RefSeq and is a predicted model, not a curated record. The transcript has 7 exons. Lineage: Eukaryota; Viridiplantae; Streptophyta; Magnoliopsida; Vitales; Vitaceae. Gene Ontology annotation, biological process: regulation of transcription by RNA polymerase II.